AUGUCUGGACUACAAGCCGUCAAGUACACUCGGGGUUGCCUCGAGGUCUUGGACCAACUUAGGCUUCCCCACGAGUUUCACUAUGAUAAGGUUUCCACCAGUGAAGAGGCUUUCGACUGCAUCAAGUCGAUGAGGGUUCGAGGCGCGCCUGCCAUCGCCAUCGUAGCUGCCCUCGCCCAUGCCGUCGAGCUGCAUAAUGGAAGCUGCACAGCGUCUUCCCCCCAGGAUACUAUCUCUUACAUCGACUCGCGCUUAGAUUACUUAAAGGAGAGCAGACCGACUGCUGUCGACUUGACCAAUGCUAUCAAUCAGCUGAAAACCCGUAUCAGGAGUGCUCCUCAUGAUGAUGUCAAGUCUAUCAUCGCCGCCUAUAUCGACGAGGCUGAGAACAUCUUGCAAAAGGACCUCGAGACAAACCUAUCCAUCGGCCAUCAUGGAGCUCAGUGGCUGAAGGAGGUUGCUGGCGCGUCGUCCGAGUCCAAAAUCUCCGUUCUUACCCACUGCAAUACCGGCUCGCUGGCGACGUCUGGCCAUGGGACCGCUCUCGGCAUCAUCAGAACUCUUUGGUCCAACAGUCUCCUCCGGCAUGCCUACUGCACCGAGACGCGGCCGUACAACCAGGGCAGCAGGCUGACGGCCUUCGAGCUCGUCUACGAGAAGAUUCCUAGCACCCUUGUGACCGACUCCAUGGCCGCUGCCCUCUUCAACCUGCAGAAAGACAAGAUGAAUAUUGCCGCCGUCAUUGUCGGUGCCGACCGCGUCGUCCGGAACGGCGACACCGCCAACAAGAUUGGAACGUAUCAGCUGGCUGUUCUGGCCAAGCAUCACGGUGUGAAAUUCAUUGUUGCUGCCCCAACCACCAGCAUCGAUCUCGAGACCGAGACUGGCGCUGGCAUCGAGAUUGAAGAGCGCAAAGGCGACGAGCUGACGCAGAUUUCCGGCGCUGUCGUUCGGUCUGAUGGCAGCGUUGACAUUGCACAGACAGCUCGUGUCGCCACGGCAGAUCAGCGCAUCCACGUCUGGAACCCUGCUUUCGAUGUCACGCCGCACGUCCUGAUCGAUGCUGUUGUCACGGAGAAGGGCGCAGUGGUCAAGAACGCCGAGGGACACUUUGAUUUCCGUCACAUCAUGCCGGAGCGAUGGGCCAGGGUGGUUGGUCAGUAG
Messenger RNA from Colletotrichum graminicola M1.001, 1164 nucleotides. RefSeq names its product S-methyl-5-thioribose-1-phosphate isomerase. The transcript has a single exon. The coding region runs from base 1 to 1164 and encodes 387 amino acids. Lineage: Eukaryota; Fungi; Ascomycota; Sordariomycetes; Glomerellales; Glomerellaceae. Gene Ontology annotation, molecular function: S-methyl-5-thioribose-1-phosphate isomerase activity. The record is from RefSeq and is a predicted model, not a curated record.